AUGGGUCACCCAGACCCCCGGACUACCGCGGUGGCCCCCGGGGCUGAGCACGUGUCAGCACAGGUCCAGCGCACGGAGGACGGCGCGGCCCUUGUCCGGAUACUUUGGCUCUGGCCCGGCCCCGCCGGCCUUUCCCGCGUCCCGCACCUGGCCGCCCCGCGGCUGCUCCGGGGCUCCCGCGCGGCACCGGGGGGCGCUCGGGAUCCGGCUGCGGCGCGAGGCGCCGCGCGGCCCGCUCCACCCGCCCGGGCAGGUGGUGGCUGCGCGCCCCGCCCGAGGCCAGGGGAUCCCCCUUCCGUCGCGGCUCUCGAAGGGGACCCCCGGACCCCGCACCGAGCCACCUGCGCCCCCCGCCGUGGAGUCCCCCGUGGAAGCCCGCUAGGGCCGGGGGACACCGCGCGCCCCCCGGAAACCCGAGGUGGGGCCCCGAGGUCCUCAAAACGGGGUCUCGGCACGUCCCGCGCGCUCCCCGCCCCCCGCCCGCUCUCGCCCCCGCGCGCCCCUCGCCCCCCCCGCCCGCCCGCGUGUCCCCCCCGCUCGCGCCUCGGGGGCGGGCCCGGGCCGGGGGCGGGGCGAGGCCCGGCGGGCGCCCAUUGGCGCGGGCGCGCGGCCAGCGGGGCCCGGGCGGGCGCCGAGCCGCGGGGCGGCGCGGCUAUAAGAGCCGGGCGUGGGCGCCCGCACUUCGCCUGCUCUCCGGCGGAGCUGCACGCCGCCCGCCGCCUCGCUGCUGACCCCCGACCCGGGCGCCGUCGGCGGGGCCGCGCUCCGUCGGGCCUGCGGACUCCCCGCCGCCUCCUCCUCCAUCUACCUCAACGCCCGUCCCCGCUUCGCCCGAGGAGGCGGUCCCCCCCGCAGGCAGUCCGGCCCGCAGGCCGCCGGCGUCGUCACCCCCCGCGCUCCCCCCCGGCCCUCCCCUGCGCGCAGCCUCGGCCGCUCUCUGCCUCCUCGCCGCGCCCCCGAGCGGCCCCGAGCGGCGCCGCCGCCUGCUUCCCCCCGAGGCCCGGGCUCGCGACGGCCGAGGGCUCCGUCGGCCCACACCGAGCUGGGCGCCCGCGGCGCGGGGACGCCUCCACUCCGCCCCCACUCAGGCCCUGCCCCGGCCCCCCGACGUGGCCGCCUUCCCCGGCUUCUCUGCGCUCCCCGGCCCCUCUCUGCGCCUGGCCCCGGCCCCCCUUUCUCCCGCCGCCUGCCCUGCGCUCCCUCCCGGCCCCCCCGGCUCCUGGCCUCCGACUCCCGCCCCCCUCACGCCCGCCCUCCCUCCCGCGCCCACGUCGCGCCGCGAGUGGGCUCAUCGUAGCUUCUGUUUCUCUGGCGCUGUCCUCGCCCGCUGCGACCUGCCCGCCUCUCGCUGUCCCCUCUCCGUCUCGCCCGCUCUUCGGCCCCCCCCGUUUCACGUUCACUCUGUCUCUCCGACUGUCUCUGUCCCCUCCUGUCCUUGAUACAACAGCCGACCUCAUUUCCCGACACCCUUUCCCCCCCGAAAAGUACAACAUCUGGCCCGCCCCAGCCCGAAGACAGCCCGCCCCCCCUAAGCGAUCGGACGAGUCCUCCCACCCCCCACAAAAGCCAUCCCCCCGCUCUGCCCCGUCGCACAUUCGGCCCCCGCGACCCGGCCAGAGCGGCGCUGGCAGAGGAGUGCCCGGCAGGAGGGCCAACGCCCGCUGUUCGGUUUGCGAUACGCAGCAGGGAGGCGGGCGCAGCGACGCCGGCUUCCAGACCCUGAUAGGCCUCCCGAUGGGGAAGUCGACGCUGGUGCUCCUCGCCUUCUUGGCCUUUGCCUCGUGCUGCAUUGCUGCUUACCGCCCCAGUGAGACCCUGUGCGGCGGGGAGCUGGUGGACACCCUCCAGUUUGUCUGUGGGGACCGCGGCUUUUACUUCAGCAGGCCUGCGAGCCGCGUGAGCCGCCGCAGCCGUGGCAUCGUUGAGGAGUGCUGCUUCCGCAGCUGCGACCUGGCCCUCCUGGAGACCUACUGCGCCACCCCCGCCAAGUCCGAGAGGGACGUGUCGACCCCUCCGACCGUGCUUCCGGACAACUUCCCCAGAUACCCCGUGGGCAAGUUCUUCCACUAUGACACCUGGAAGCAGUCCACCCAACGCCUGCGCAGGGGCCUGCCUGCCCUCCUGCGCGCCCGCCGGGGUCGCGUGCUCGCCAAGGAGCUCGAGGCGUUCAGAGAGGCCAAGCGUCACCGUCCCCUGAUCGCCCUGCCCACCCUAGACCCCGCCCACGGGGGCGCCUCUCCGGAGAUGUCCAGCAAUUAGAAGUGAGCCAAAUUGUCGUGAUUCUGCACCAUGGUACCAUCACUCUGUGACUCCUCUUGACCAGGGUUUUUCCAUCGGGUCCCAUCCUAAAAUCUCUCUGUGCCAUCUCCCCCGGCGGGCUUCUCCCAACCCUAGCCCCCAUGCCCCGCCUCCCCAGAUCAGGCUCUUCUCUCUUCGGCCCCGUCCACCGGGCUGAGGGAAUACAGCAACAUCUUCAAAAAUAUACAGAACCGAUUGGCUUUAAACAUCCUCCACACAACACUCCCCCCCCCAAAUUAUCCCCAAAUUACCCCCACUCAUCAAAAAAUUGAAGACAUGAAACCCUAAAACACACACACACACCAGCUCCCUUGAAACUAAUUGGCUUUUUAAAGAAACAGCAGAAACACUAAUUAGCUUAAAAAAAAAAAAAAAAAAAAAACCCAAAAACCAAAAAAAUCAAUUGGCUGAAAAAAUACUAAAAACGAAUUGGCUUAGGAACAAUUGGCAAAAUAAAGGAAUUUGGCAGCCCCCCCCCCCUUCCUUCUCUUCCACUCGGGACCUUGAGUCAAAUUGGCUUGGACUUGAGUCCCUGAAGCAUCCAAGAGAAAGGAAGGGGACUCACAGGUGGUCACGUGAGUGCCCCAUGCCAUCUCCCUUCUCACGAGAACCUUUUGACUGGGCACUUCCUCUGUGAAUCGGCUGUCCCAACAACACCAGGGACCCAGACUCAUUCCUUGCUCAAUUUUCCAUCACUAGAGAUCAUCACGAGGCUAGUUGGAGGGACCCAAUAAGACCAAAGGAGGGGAAAAUGGACCGUGAAAACCAAAAUUCGGCAAAUAAAACUUAAUUGGCGUUAACCUCCAAAUUCCACCAAAUCUUACAUCCCAAUCCUCACCCUAAAGAGCACACACACCCACAUGCAUCCCUGCAGCCACACGGACACACACCUGCAGGCGCAACAUACCCUCACACACUCAUGCACCCACCUGCACACACACCUUCACACACAUAUGCACACACAUGCACCCACCACACACACCUUCACACACACACGUACACACAUGCACCCACCACACACACACACACACUUCACACACAUGCACCCACCACACACACACACUUCACACACACAUGCACCCACCACACACACCUUCACACACACAUACACCCACCACACACACCUUCACACACACAUACACCCA
This is a messenger RNA of Cynocephalus volans (Philippine flying lemur), 3443 nucleotides long. RefSeq names its product insulin like growth factor 2 (gene IGF2). The record is from RefSeq and is a predicted model, not a curated record. Gene Ontology annotation, biological process: regulation of muscle cell differentiation; positive regulation of activated T cell proliferation; positive regulation of peptidyl-tyrosine phosphorylation. Gene Ontology annotation, molecular function: growth factor activity; hormone activity; protein serine/threonine kinase activator activity. The transcript is spliced from 6 exons. Bases 1 to 2259 code for a protein of 752 amino acids. Gene Ontology annotation, cellular component: extracellular region. NCBI's taxonomy places the organism in Eukaryota, Metazoa, Chordata, Mammalia, Dermoptera, Cynocephalidae.